CUAGUAGAAUGGCUUUUGCUCAAUCUUUCUACAACCAAAACUCUGGCUUGAGAAUCAGUGUUAUGGUUGUGGAUGAUGAUCCUGUUUUCCUUCAAAUUAUGUCACGCAUGCUUGAAAAAUCAAAAUACAGAGAUCCAUCGAUUAUGGAGAUCACAGUCAUAGCUGUAAAAGACUCGAGAGAAGCAUUGUCUACUCUUCAAAUCCAACGAAACAAUAUCGAUCUCAUAGUCACAGAUUAUUACAUGCCUGGCAUGAACGGUCUACAACUUAAAAAAGAAAUCACUCGAGAAUUUGGCAAUUUACCGGUCAUAGUUAUUUCAUCGGACUCAAACAAAGAACAGGAGAGUUUAACUUGUGGAGCGAUGUGUUUCAUUCCAAAACCCAUCAAAGCAACUGACUUAACCAAGAUUUACCAACUUGCUAUAACUUAUAAGAGGAAUGGUAAGUCCAUAUUAUGGACGGAGCACAACCACCAGGACACAGAUCAUGUUACUAUCCCUCAGCAAAUCCAAUUGCUUCCUGAACAAGCUAAUGUCUUGAAGACUAAGAAGAAGAGGAAGUUCUCACCUCGAUCGGUUCCAAGAUCCCUCAACAGUUCAAAUGGAAGUUGUGUUAGCACCGACGGUUCACGGAAAAAUCGAAAAAGGUCUGGUGAUGAUGUUGAGUCUCUGUCCAAGCCCGCCAAGAAGAGUAAGAUUUCGUGGUCGGAUUAUCUUCAUGACCUUUUCUUACAAGCUAUCCGACAUAUCGGUCUUGACAAGGCUGUGCCAAAGAAGAUCUUAGAGUUCAUGAACGUUGAUUACUUGACAAGAGAGAACGUAGCAAGCCAUUUACAGAAAUAUCGGCAGUUCUUGAGGAAAGUCGCGGAAAGAGGUGUGUGCUGCUCAAGCAUGCUCUCGGGAAGAGGCAUAGACUCGAUUUUUGCAUAUGCUCACAUCACAGAGCCGUACUACAACAAUUACACAGCCACUACUUCUUGGUACGACACAAGUCUUAACAAUAGAUCAUUCUAUUCCAAACCCGGACAUGGUUUUGGACAGUCUAGACUCUUAUCCAACCCACGUGAGCCCAUCCGCUCCAACCAGAUGCCUUACAACUACAUGAACCGGUCAUCCACUUACCAGCCGCUCCGUAAUGGAUCAAGCUUGACCCUUCCCAUCAGUGGCAACCUCAACUUUCCAACCCAACCAUCUGAGAACGGAGGAAGAAGAAGCUUUUUUGAAUCAACCGGGGUGGCGAACUACACCGGCCAAACAUCUCAAGUUCUUGGGUUCGGACAACAUGGACCGUUGGCCAUUAAUGAUAAUAAUUUCGAAAAUAACACCGUGAGCAGUUGUGGAAGUCUAACUCCCAAUCAACCAGGAAGUGUCAGCCAUGGAAGCCUAACUCCUAAUAAAUCAGAUUUGAGCAGCCAUGGAAGUUUCAAUCCUAAUCAUCAAGGAAAUAGCAGCCAUGGAAGUUUAAGUACUUCUAAUCAACCAGGAAUGAGCAGCUAUGGAAGUUCAACUUCUAAUCAACCAGGAAUUAGCAGCCAUGGAAGCCUAACUCCGAAUCAACCAGGAUUGACUAGCCAUGGAAGUUUAACUUCUAAUCAUCUAGGAAUGAGCUUCUAUGGAGAUUCAACUCCUAAUCUGCCAACAAUGAAUAGCUAUGAAAGUUUAACUUCUAAUCCACAAGGACUGAACAGCUAUGGAUGUGUAACUCCUAAUCCAGGGCUGAACAACGUUGGAAGUUUAACUCCUAAUCCAGGGCUGAACAACGUUGGAAGUUCAACACCUAAUCAACCAGGAGCUAGCCACUUAUUGUAUGGAAUCGAGUUGUUCUUAAACAAUGAGAAUACUGCAUCUAUGCCUCAGCCACAUGCCAAUGCAACUACAGAGCCAAAUCUUGGAAUUCCUGAACUUGAGAAUCUCAGCUUAUAUGAUGAUCUCGGUAAUAUUAAUGAGCUUCCUUGCGAUAUAAGCAACUUCCAAUUAGAUAACAACAAGCAGCCACAAGAAGAAGCGGUUUCCACCACCCAAUUUGAGCUCCCUGCAAGUUUUCCGACUGAACUGAAUGAGAUUUUCUCUCCUGGAGAAGAAGGUGACUGGACCUUUGUGAACAUAAACCAGGGACAUUCUGAUGGAGAAACAUCAAACAUAUUUGCUGCUCCGGAGACGAACUCUCCAAUUAUCAACAUAAACCCUAAUCAAAUUCAGGAACGAGAUGAUCCAGAUUUUAUCGAUUGGUCGUUAUUGGAUCCGCAGGACUUGGCUAAUGAGUUCGACUUCAUGGACUCUCUGUUCAACAAUGACAUGAAUUGAAAAGGGUUCCUCCAAGCCGUUCUCAAAGCGAUGUGAAGAAAUAAAAUCGGCAAUGCACAGUACUUUUUUAAGCAAUUAACAUAUAUAUAAGAAACAUAUAGAAGUAUGGUUUUGGUUGUGUAAUUUCUAAGUGUUGGAUAUUCUGUCUUUCUUUGUUCAGCAAGUGUUGGGUACUAUGUUAUGUCUCAGAACCUUUCAAUAAAUAUAAAG
Molecule: messenger RNA, 2513 nt
Organism: Eutrema salsugineum
Lineage: Eukaryota; Viridiplantae; Streptophyta; Magnoliopsida; Brassicales; Brassicaceae
Product: putative two-component response regulator ARR21
Exons: 9
Coding region: 9-2303 (764 amino acids)
Biological process (GO): phosphorelay signal transduction system; cytokinin-activated signaling pathway
Molecular function (GO): DNA binding
Source: RefSeq, a predicted model, not a curated record